UCCUGUGAAAGAGCACGCGCUCUUCUCAACAAUGUCGACCACCAAAACACAGCAGCCGCGCCGCGCGCCUCGAUCCGUCACAGCGCGAGCACAACCGAGCAAAUGAAAGCGAAAUCUCAUCGCGGUGCGACCAGGAACGUUUAGAGCGGGACAUGGCUGCUCAAGAACCCUCCCCCCCGUCCUCCAUGGAGAACAACAAGCCAGGGUUCCCAAAGAAGAUCCUGGCCAACAAACUUGAAGACAAACAUUUAUGCAACUGCUGUCAGAACAUUUUGAGAAGGCCGUUCCAAGCUCAGUGCGGUCAUCGCUUUUGUUCUUACUGCUUCAACCGGACUGUUGGAUCUGGACCACAGAAAUGUAAUGCCUGUAUCAAGGAGGACAUCUUCGAAGAGCCCACGUCAAUUCUCAAACAAGGCUGCGCGUUUCCCGACAAUGCUGCCAGAAGAGAAGUUGAAAAUCUUCCAGCUGUGUGUAUCAACGAGGGCUGCGCCUGGAAAGGCAGUAUUAGAGAUUAUGAGUUGAGCCAUGAGGGGAAGUGUGAGUUCAUGAUUCUGUCCUGUCCCUUGUGCAAGGAGCUCAUUAGAUUUAACGAACAGGAACGUCAUAAUGAGCGCGUGUGUCCUGAGAGAACGCUCAACUGCAAAUACUGUAAAGAACCAUUUCACUUCAAAAACAUCAAGGCCCAUGAUGAGAUCUGUCCCAAAUAUCCUAUGAUUUGUGAAGGAUGCGCGAAGAAGAAAAUCCCCAGGGAAAAGUAUGUUGACCACAUCAAGUUCUGCAGCAAAUUCAGGACUCCGUGCAGAUAUCAUGUGGUUGGCUGUGACAUGUCAGUGGAGAAGGAGAAGAUCCACGAUCACGAGCGUGCCUGUGCUCACGAACAUCUAAACCUGCUGUUGCACUACAUCAUGGGCAUGAAGGUCAGUCUGGAGGGCCUGCAGCCACAAAGUCUGGAGCUGGCGGGUCACAAAGCUCACGAGCUUCACCAGGCGCUCCGAGACCUGGAAGCCAGAGUGAGUCAGCUGAGCGCCAUCCCCGUGCAGGGGGUUCCCUCCUCUUCGUCCUCCUCCUCGUCCUCCUCCGCGUGUGCCGUCGCUCCUCCUCCUCCUCUGCCCACGUCCUUCACGCCUCUGCCCAGCUCGGUCGGCGCCGCCCUGGAACUGCAACUCCACAGCGAGAAGACCAAGGUGGCAGAUCUGGGCCGGCGCUGCCAGGACCUGGAGGUGAAGGCGGGGACGUUUGAAGAUGUGGUGUGUGUGCUGAAUCGAGAAGUAGAGCGCUUCGCCACCACCAUGGAGGCCAGCAACCGACAACACAGACUCGAUCAGGACAAAAUCGAGGCUCUUAGCAACAAGGUUCGUCAGCUGGAACGGCAGGUGGGUGUUAAAGACCUGACUGUUGCUGAAAUGGAGGGCAGACUACGGGAGAUGUCCGCAACCACGUUUGAUGGCGUCUUCAUCUGGCGGAUUUCAGAUAUUACUAAAAAGAGACAAGAUGCCAUUGCUGGACGGGCGCCUGCCAUGUUUUCACCUGCAUUUUACACAAGCAAGUAUGGCUAUAAGAUGUGCCUGCGCAUUUACCUGAACGGGGAUGGGACGGGUCGUGGGACUCACCUCUCGCUGUUUUUUGUGGUCAUGAGAGGAAUGAGCGACGCGCUGCUCAAAUGGCCCUUCAACCAGAAGGUCACACUGAUGCUGCUGGACCAGAGUAACCGAGAGCACAUCAUCGAUGCGUUCCGUCCCGACAUCACUUCCUCCUCAUUCCAGAGGCCCGUAAGCGAGAUGAACAUCGCCAGCGGCUGCCCGCUUUUCUGUCCGCUGUCCAAGCUGGAGGGCAAGAACUCGUACAUACGGGACGACACCAUCUUCAUCAAAGCCAUCGUGGACCUCACGGGCCUUUAG
Messenger RNA from Rhinichthys klamathensis goyatoka, 1898 nucleotides. RefSeq names its product TNF receptor-associated factor 2. Gene Ontology annotation, biological process: protein K63-linked ubiquitination; tumor necrosis factor-mediated signaling pathway; positive regulation of JNK cascade. The transcript has 11 exons. Bases 153 to 1898 code for a protein of 581 amino acids. The record is from RefSeq and is a predicted model, not a curated record. Gene Ontology annotation, molecular function: ubiquitin-protein transferase activity; zinc ion binding; tumor necrosis factor receptor binding. Lineage: Eukaryota; Metazoa; Chordata; Actinopteri; Cypriniformes; Leuciscidae. Gene Ontology annotation, cellular component: plasma membrane signaling receptor complex; cytosol; cytoplasmic side of plasma membrane.